Messenger RNA from Fraxinus pennsylvanica, 1548 nucleotides. NCBI's taxonomy places the organism in Eukaryota, Viridiplantae, Streptophyta, Magnoliopsida, Lamiales, Oleaceae. The record is from the annotation of a GenBank genome assembly.
AUGGCCAGAAAGCGAAAAGCCCCUGCCUCCGCGGCUCCUCCACAGCCCGAACCCGUCCAACAGGAUCCCCAAAUCGAACAUCCAGACUUAGAAGAAGACCCGCCGACCCAAGAAGAAGAACCCGAAGUUGAAGAAGUAGAAGAAAUAGAAGUAGAAGAAGAGGAAGAGGAAGAGGAAGAAGAAGAGCAGCCAGGAAACGCGGAGGAGCCUAAAAAUGAUGAAGCGGUGACUGAUCCAGUGAAGAAUGGACAAGAAAAUGUGGAAAAUCCCUCGAACGACGCCGUUUCAUGCGAACAGCAAGCAAACGGUGAGAGUGGAGGCGAAGGUCAAAAUGAAGAAGAGGAAGAAGAAUUUGAGGAGGAGCCAAUAGAGAAGCUUCUGGAACCUUUUUCCAAAGACCAGUUAGCACUUUUAAUUAAAGAGGCUUUGAGUAAAUACCCUGAUUUCAUCGAGAGCGUGCACAAAUUGGCUGAUGCCGACCCUUCACAUAGGAAAAUAUUUGUACACGGGCUCGGGUGGGAUGCUAAUGUCGAGAGCCUUACAUCUGUGUUUGGGAAGUACGGAGAGAUCGAGGACUGUAAAGUUGUUAGUGAUAAGGCAUCCGGAAAAUCAAAAGGUUAUGGAUUUAUUUUGUACAAGCAUCGGAAUGGCGCCCGCAAAGCUUUGACGCAGCCUCAGAAGAAGAUUGGGACUCGGAUGACUUCCUGCCAGCUAGCUUCUGCGGGCCCAGCCCAGACUGCUCCUCCUCCAGCUGUGGCAACUGUCCCCACCCCACCUGUAUCGGAGUACACACAGAGGAAGAUAUACAUUAGCAAUGUCUCAGCGGAAAUCGAUCCAAAUAAAUUGUUGGAGUUCUUUUCCAAGUUCGGUGAAAUUGAGGAAGGGCCGUUAGGGUUAGAUAAGCAGACUGGGAAACCAAGAGGGUUCUGUUUGUUUGUGUACAAGAGCCUGGAGAGUGCAAAGAAAGUGUUGGAGGAGCCGCACAAGAAUUUUGAGGGCCACACCUUGCAUUGUCAGAAGGCAGUAGAUGGUCCAAAGCAUAGUAAGGGUCAUUAUAACCAACAGCAUACUUCUCAUCAGCAGCAGAACCAUCACCAGGGGCAGCAAGGUUAUUAUCACCAUACUGCAAAAAAGGGGAAGUAUGCAGGGAGCAGUGGUACAGGCGGUGGGCACCUGAUGGCACCAAGCCACGGCCCAUCUGUCCCUGUCGGGUUCAAUCCUGCAGUGGCGCCUGCAGCUAUAGGGCAGGCGGUGGCUGCUCUGUUAGCGACACAGGGUGCAGGCUUAGGUAUUGGGAAUUUGCUUGGAGGAGUUGGUGGUAUGAAUCCUCAGGGAGUAAUGCAGGGGAUGAGCAAUGCAGGUUAUGGAGGACAGAGUGGUGCAGGCGGGUACGGAGGUCAGCCUGGUAUGCAGGGAGGGUUUGUGAAGGCUGUGCUUUUUGCUGAUCUUGUUCUGUGGGGUGCUCUGUUAAGAUUCUUCAUAUAUGCAUCAAAACUUUUAGUUUUGGACUCUGCUGAUUCUUCUGAAGUUCCGGCACUCUGCAAAUGA